Molecule: messenger RNA, 2133 nt
Organism: Babesia bovis T2Bo
Lineage: Eukaryota; Apicomplexa; Aconoidasida; Piroplasmida; Babesiidae
Product: ABC transporter ATP-binding domain containing protein
Exons: 6
Coding region: 119-2122 (667 amino acids)
Biological process (GO): transmembrane transport
Cellular component (GO): membrane
Molecular function (GO): ABC-type oligopeptide transporter activity; ATP hydrolysis activity; ATP binding
Source: RefSeq, a predicted model, not a curated record
CAGAUAGUAACAUUAACUUUUAAGUUCUCCUGGAGCAACUAUUGUCAAGUUAUAUCUCGGAUAACCAGCUUAAUGGACACGACACAAGUAUACCUAUAUACAUUACCCCGAUAGCAUUAUGUGCUUUACGCGGAGUAUUAGACAAACCUCGACAGUAUCUUGCCGAGUACUAUCGCAAGCAUGGUACCAACGGAGAUGCUACAUAUUCGUACCCAUCCGCCCUGGGAUGGUACUAUCGCACCAUCGCAAUGGGUAUCGUCUAGGCAAUGCUGUUGCAAAUACGCCAACAUUGCCGUAUAUGAGGCCUAUUCAACCACAACUAGGACUACGUAGUUUUGCGAUUAUCCAUAGUCGUAAAUUCUCAUCGGGCAAGUAUAGUGAAUACAAUUCUACGGAUGCACCAAUUACAAAAGCGGAUAAAAGACGUGGAAUGAUAUGUUUGACCCAGUUCUUAAUCAAAGAAAUGCCAAUUGUACUGCCAACUUUUCUGGCGUUAAUGGCGUCCAGCGCUUUGAUAUCGGUGUUUCCAACUGUGGUAGGCAAGUAUAUAAACAGCUUCACCGUCGACGAUGUACCCAGCAUGCUACAAGGAACUUGCUUUGUAUUCGGAGCUGCCCUUGCGUCUUUUUUCAAAAGCGUGCUUUCAGGUUUCGCGAGACUUAGAAUGUCAAGAAGAAUAAGAGAGGACCUUUUUGCAUCGUUGCUCAAAAAGGACUCUGGACUGUUCGACUCUACGGCAUCUGGCAAGCUGGUCACAGUCAUCGCUGCAGAUGCGAGAAUGUCUGCAGGGGUUAUAGAUUGCCUCUCUCAAAUUGUCAGAGCUUCAAUCAGCUUCACAGCAGGAAUAUACUUCAGCCUGAAGAUCGCCCAUAUAUCAAUGAUCAUCCACACAAUGCUACCAAUAGCAUUAUCGCUAUCUAUCAUGAUACCACUCUCACGCCUUGUACAAAGGCAGACGUCAAUUCAAAUGCGACGGCUAGCCACGCUGCUGUCGUUUUGUGAAGAGAAGAUGACUAACAUUAAGACAGUGAAAACAUUUAAUGCGGAAAAGACUGAAAUUACAGCUUUCGGCGAUAGGAUACAAGAACUUUUUAGGGUAUCUUUCAAGGGCAUAUUUUACGGGGCCACCAUGAACUUUGUGGCAGUAGGUGCUGUAGGAACACUGAUACUCCUAAUGGCCAAUACCAGUGCAACCUUGGUACUCAACGGUACAAUGAAAAUAGGAGAUGUGACAUCACUUCUGAUGUACAGUGCACUUGUGGGUAGUUCAUUGCAGUCGUUCACAUCAAGCUUCGCUGAUAUACACAAGUGUAUAGGAUCGGCAGUUAACAUCGCUAGGUAUAUCGACAUAAAUGAUAGUGUGACUACCACCGGGAGUGAACGAGUCCCUACGACUGCACCAACCGUACAAUUUGACAAAGUAACUUUUACAUACCCAUCAAGGCCAGGAUGCGUUGUUCUGCGAGAUAUAUCAUUUACACUUCCAUCGGGAAAGUCAAUGGUAGUACUAGGGGAAAGUGGUUGUGGUAAAAGCUCUAUACUUCAGCUACUCCUGGGACUCUACACCCCUGACAAGGGUAGUAUACUACUAGAUGGGCGACCUAUGAAUAAGAUGGAUAUACAGGAAGUACGACAAAUAACUGCAUGGAUCGAACAACAGGCAACACUUUUUGAUGACACCAUCAAAAAUAAUGUGCUCUAUGGACAGGAAGGAAAGGAUAGCGGCCUACCAAGUGUAUACGACCGAUCUGGGUUAAAUGCCCUAAUAAAAGAAUUGCCAAACGGGGAACUCACCAUAGUGGGACAGUCUGGAAAAGCACUCAGCGGUGGGCAGAGGCAACGUAUAUCCAUUGCCAGAAUGCUUAUUAGAGACCCUAAACUAGUGCUUCUAGAUGAAAUAACAUCAGCGCUGGACAUGGAGUCUGAACGACAAAUCAAUCAAAUAUUGACUGAGUAUUUGCGCGAUAAGACCGUUAUACUUAUAACGCACCGGCCGACAUUGCUGUCAAUCGCAGAUUACAUUAUGGUAAUGAGCGCCGGUCAAAUAUGCCAAUUGGGUACCAAGGAUCACGUGUUGAAUAACCCAUGCCCACAGUUAACCAACAUACUUGCCUCGAUGUGAGCCGUUUGUAA